Phragmites australis (common reed) is the source of this 3845-nucleotide messenger RNA. RefSeq names its product receptor protein-tyrosine kinase CEPR2-like. Lineage: Eukaryota; Viridiplantae; Streptophyta; Magnoliopsida; Poales; Poaceae. The transcript is spliced from 4 exons. Gene Ontology annotation, biological process: protein phosphorylation. Gene Ontology annotation, molecular function: ATP binding; protein kinase activity; receptor serine/threonine kinase binding. The record is from RefSeq and is a predicted model, not a curated record. Bases 782 to 3688 code for a protein of 968 amino acids.
UUUCAGUCUUUUUCUGAGAUGCGCCGAUAGGAUAUAGCACAAAAGAACGUCAAAAGCCGCCGCAAUGCUAAGCUCGGUAUAUUUCUCUGCCCCUAGCUGCCCACUUUUCAGAGGAUCCUGGGUUCUCCCUCCGUUCCGAGCCACCAGGCGCCACCCGACGGAAGCAGGGGGCCGCAUGUAAUGCCAAUUGCCACGGCUGCUGAAGCGCAGCCCCGCAAGCAACAGCCUCUCUCUCUCUAGUUCCAUCACCGGCCACCAAUUUUAUACUGCCUCUUGCCUAUCUCCAUCGCCACCAUGUACGCUGCUCUUCCAUCUCGAGAGCACCAGUCGUCGUCCUAGUAUUAUAUCAUCGCUGAAGCCUCCGCACCAGAGAGUUAAACGCAUAACACAACACCCAGUUAUUAAACUCGUCAGUUUACUCCCCGAGAGCCGCCUCCUCUCUCCUCCGAACCACUCUAUCUAUCUCCCCUUCUCUUUGAUCCUCCCUGGCUUGAUUGCCUGCUUCAUUGGUUGGUGUUCUACUUGCUGCUGUUGUUCGUUGCGUAUGCUCAUCGCUGAUCAAGAAGAACAAGAGGCGAUAGAAGCAGAGGAGGUGCUGCUGAAAGGUAUCAAGAGGCGAUAGAGGCAGAGGAGGUGCUGCUGAAAGGCCGAAACUGAACUGCUGAAAGGAGUUCAGAGUUCAAACAGAGCAGACAAGUCUUCUGAAGCAAACACCUUCAGGACAGAACUAAACACCCAUGUAAUCAACUUUUUCAGAGAUUUGCCAACACCAUUCCUCGCAAUGAGAAGGCAAAUCCUUGUCUGCCUCCCUCUCAUCGUACUCCUCUCCCUCUUCCUGAACUCGAACUGCCAAAUUGACCCCCUAACACAAGCCCUCCUCCAAUUCAAGGCCAGCCUGAACGACCCUCUGAACCACCUCCAGUCAUGGAGGAACGCCACCUCGCCGUGCCGCUUCUUCGGCGUCCGGUGCGACCACAGCUCCGGCACGGUCAUCGAGAUCUCGCUGUCGAACAUGAACCUCUCCGGCGGCAUCUCGCCGUCCGUCGCCUCCUUGCACGGCCUGACGCGGCUGGAGCUCGACUCCAACUCGUUGUCAGGGCCUGUGCCGUCUGAGCUGAGCAAGUGCACUCAGCUACGGUUCCUGAAUCUGUCCUUCAACAGCCUCACCGGGGAGCUGCCGGACCUGUCGGCGCUGACGGCUCUGGAGGCCCUUGACGUCGCGAACAAUGGCUUCACCGGGCGGUUCCCGGCGUGGGUCGGCAACCUGUCCCGCCUUAUCACGCUCAGCGUCGGCGUGAACAGCUACGACCAAGGCGAGACGCCGCCGAGCAUCGGGAACCUCAAGAACCUCACGUACCUUUACCUGGCGAGCUCCAGCUUGACAGGGGACAUACCUGAUUCCAUCUUCGAGCUCACCGCGCUGGAGACGCUGGACAUGUCCAUGAACAGUCUGGGCGGCAAGAUCCCCGCGACCAUCGGCAACCUCCGGAACAUUUGGAAGAUCGAGCUGUACAAGAACAACCUUACGGGCGAACUUCCGGCGGAGCUCGGGAAGCUGACCGGGUUGCGGGAAAUCGACGUGUCCCGGAACCAGCUCAGCGGCGGGAUCCCGGUGGCGUUCGCCGCGCUCAAGGGCUUCACGGUGAUCCAGCUCUACCAUAACAAUCUGUCCGGGUCGAUCCCGGAAGAGUGGGGCGAGCUGCGGUUUCUGACCAGCUUCUCCAUCUACGAGAACCGGUUCUCCGGUGAGUUCCCGGCGAACUUCGGCCGGUUAUCUCCGCUAAACAGCAUCGACAUCUCCGAGAACGGCUUCACUGGUCCAUUCCCGAGGUACUUGUGCCACGGCAAGAACCUCCAGUACCUUCUCGCUCUCCAGAACGGCUUCUCCGGCGUGUUCCCGGAGGAGUAUUCGGCGUGUAGCAGUCUGCAACGGUUCCGGAUCAACAAGAACAGGUUAACCGGCAGCCUCCCGGAGGGGCUAUGGGGCCUCCCCGCCGCGAUGAUCAUCGACAUAUCUGACAACGGAUUCACCGGAAGCAUGUCGCCGCUGAUCGGCGAGGCUCAGAGCCUGAAUCAGCUGUGGGUGCAGAACAACCUGCUCGGCGGCACGAUACCGUCGGAGAUCGGCCGGCUCAGGCAACUGCAGAAGCUCUACUUGUCCAACAACUCGUUCUCGGGAUCGAUACCCGUGGAGAUUGGAAGCUUGUCGCAGUUGACGGCACUGCACCUGGAGGACAACGAAUUGAGUGGCGCGUUACCGGGAGAUAUUGGCGGCUGCAUCGGACUCGUCGAGAUCGACGUCUCCCGGAACGGGCUGACCGGUCCAAUCCCCGCCUCACUGUCGCUGCUAUCGUCGCUGAACUCGCUGAAUCUGUCCUGCAAUGAGCUCACCGGGCCGAUCCCGACGAGCCUCCAGGUUCUCAAGCUGAGCUCCAUCGACUUCUCUUCGAACCGGCUGACCGGGAACGUGCCGCCGGGGCUACUCGUGAUCACCGGCGACGAGGCGUUUUCGAGGAACCCUGGCCUCUGCGUCGACGGCAGGUCCGAGCUAGGCGUGUGCAAUGUGGACGGCGGCCAGAGGGAAGGCCUCGCCAGGAAGUCAGUUGUGCUCGUGCCGGUCCUCAUCUCGGCGACUCUGCUGCUUGUGGCUGGCAUCCUGUUCGUGAGCUACAGAAGCUUCAAGCUCGAGGAGCUCAAGAAGAGGGACCUGGAGCACGGGGACGGGUGCAGCCAGUGGAAGCUGGAGUCGUUCCACCCGCUAGACCUGGACGCCGACGAAAUAUGCGGCGUCGGGGAGGAGAACCUGAUCGGGUCUGGCGGCACGGGGCGCGUGUACCGGCUGGAGCUCAAGGGCCGCGGCGGUUGCGUAGUGGCCGUGAAGCGGCUGUGGAAGGGCAACGCGGCGCAGGUGAUGACCGCCGAGAUGACCAUCUUGGGCAAGGUCCGUCACCGGAACAUCCUCAAGCUGCACGCCUGCCUGUCGCGCGGCGAGCUCAACUUCAUCAUCUACGAGUACAUGCCUCGGGGCAACCUGCACCAGGCGCUCCGGCGGGACGCCAAGGGCGGCCGCCCCGAGCUGGACUGGCCGCGGCGGUGCAAGAUCGCGCUCGGCGCGGCCAAGGGGCUCAUGUACCUCCACCAUGACUGCACGCCGGCCAUCAUCCACCGCGACAUCAAGUCCACUAACAUCCUGCUCGACGAGGACUACGAGGCCAAGAUCGCCGACUUCGGCAUCGCCAAGGUCGCCGAGGACUCCUGCGACUCCGAGUUCAGCUGCUUCGCCGGAACCCACGGCUACCUCGCCCCCGAGCUGGCCUACUCGCUCAAAGUGACGGAGAAGACGGACGUGUACAGCUUCGGCGUGGUGCUGCUGGAGCUGGUCACCGGCCGGAGCCCGAUCGACCCACACUUCGGCGAGGGCAGGGACAUCGUCUUCUGGCUGUCGAGCAAGCUCUCCUCGGAGAGCCUCGACGACGUCCUGGACCCGCGCGUCGCCACGUCUGUCAGGGAGAGGGAGGACAUGCUCAAGGUGCUCAAGAUCGCCGUGCUCUGCACCGCGAAGCUGCCGGCGGGACGGCCCACGAUGAGGGACGUGGUGAAGAUGCUCACGGAUGCCGCCGGUGCGGGGCCCUGCAGCCCGCGCGGGCAGCCGCCGGCGAGGAACUGCAGCAACAAGAGCUGCUGCUGAAUUUUAGAGCCGGCUCUAACCCUUGCCACCCACAGAUCCUCUGCUUCUGCAUUGAACUCCUGAUGCGAUCUUUGCUGUGUAUUAGGACCAUAGGAUCAUGUACCUGCAGUUAUUGUACUUGAAGUAGCCUGUUUUAAAUCUGCCACGUUUUUCCUGA